AUGGCGCCGUCAUUCCUGAACUUUAAGGAACUUCGCCGACGGUCGCGGGCCAGCUUCAAAACGGAGCGAUCCAACACUGAUAAUUCGAGUAACGACAACGACGACGGCAGCCAUGACACAGCGCCAACAACUGGUACCGUCACACCAGCUUCGCUUGCCACGCAGUCGGACUUGGCCUUGAAUUUGCAAGUCAAAGACUCGGUGGCUCCUCCACUGCCAGGCCCUCAGAGCAGACCACCGCUGCAAACGCAACCAAACAAGCGUUUUAGCGUCUCUGGCAUGACUGGACUGGGCUCUCCGGUAAUGAAUGGCACAAAUAAGUCUUUCGCAGUAUCCCACUAUGCUCCGCGCAUCACCAAUGUGACAGAGAACUGCUGGGUCUCGCAAAAAGUGCUCUUAGUGAACGGCACAAUUGGUGAUCCAACACACAAUACCUUGGACGGAACGGUGACGGUAUCUCGGCUCGACGACGGGUUCCCCCCAACUUUCUGGCCAGUGUACGAGUCGCACUUCAAGACAUUAGUAUACCUGACGCCGGGCGCAAACAGGUUGCGCUUCGACUUCAACAGCCCGAAGCUGAGCAACUCUGGCUCUUCCAAUCCCAUCCACAGCUCCUAUCUUACAGUACACAUGGUCCCUCCCAUGAACUCGCCCCCAUUGCAACUUGCAAUCCUUGUCGCCAAGGACUCUCCAGCAACCUUCGAUGCUGUGCCAGCACGAGCGGAAAAGGAAGGCAAUGGACUGGAAACCGCGAUUCGCAAGUUCCGCACAGCUGCAUACUUGUGGCAGGCAUUCACUGCAGAACAAAUGUCAAGAAACAAGUUUGGUCGUCGUGUGUUCCGCUUUGAGGAGGAGUGGACGACGGGAACGACCAACCAGAGGGAUCUGGAAAUGGGCACCAUGCGCUCGGAAGCGCGUAUUCAUGUCAUCCGGACCGACAGGACAGUGGCCGAAAUUCGAGACCUCGAAAGAGCCCAGCAGAACCCAAAGGCGACCAAAAAGGGUGAGCUGUACGACAUUGCUGCCGAAGCCGUGAAGAACUAUUUCAAACCUCUGCCUGGCCAAAAACAGUAUGUCUCAGUGUUGAUCCUGGAUGCUCAUUGGGACACGACUUCCAAGACGGUUGUCGGCCAUGCAGCACUAGGCGGCAACGCUGGAGACCUGCAACUGGCCAUUUUUGGAUCGCACUGCCUGCAGAGCUACCCGACUACUUUUGAAGAAGUCGUGCCUGCUUUCACAGAUUGCACACCAACGGACAUUAAUCAUGUUGCCAAUGAUUGCAACGAGGCCGGAAGUUCAUGGGAGGCGGCGAACAUUGGCAUUGGUGCACACUUGCACGAGACAGGCCACUUGUUUGGCUGCCCCCAUCAGGAGAAUGGUGUGAUGCUCCGAGACUACGUCCGGUUGAAUCGGACAUUUGUGACACGUGAGGCCUACAGCACGCGGACCAAGUCGAAAGGCGGUUUGGUCCUACAAUCGGAUGAAUGUACUUGGCAUAGGCUGGAUUGUCUACGGUUCAGGAGCCACCCCUGUUUCAGGGCGCCUAAUGACCCAGUGCUCAAUGUCGACGACAGCGUUACGGCAUGGCCCGUAGAUGAUGGCAAGGUCUUGAUCGCUGCGGCGACCGGAGUCGCCUAUUGCGAGCUCUAUCCAGAGGGCGACGACGUUUGCCACACGUGGAUUGAGUAUCCUGCAGAAAAUGGCGGAGUGCAGCGAAAUGUGACGCUUACCGAAAAGGAGCUGAGGGAGCGACUGCCCGAGGAUAAACGCGACAAAAAGCUGAAGGUGUCGUUCAAGUCGUACGGCGGCGGUUCUCUCGAUAUUGAAGAUUUUCAUGUCCUGUGUUCCAAGGCGUCGUCAUUGAAGCUGUCAUUUGGCAUCGGUCCUCUCGCCAAGAUGGCCUUCCGCGGUAGCAAGCUAGGAAUGUCUCAGAUGGAGGGUAGCGAACCGCAAGAAUUCAUCUUCAGCAGCGCAAAGGAAUCGAACCGUGUGCUCUCCAAGAUUGUCUUCUAUCACGGCUAUGCCCUUGACGGCAUGGAGUUUUUCUACGACGAUGACUCUAGCCAGUUAUUUGGCAAACGUGGAGGCAAGGCGGGCGGAGACUCAUUCGACAUGAACAUUCGCCGUGGAGAAUACAUCACAGGCUUUGUAGUGCGCUCUGGCUUUUGGAUUGAUGCCAUUCAGGUUUUGACGAGCACGGGAAGAAAGUCGCCCAUGUAUGGCAAUGCCCAUGGUGGAUCCCAACGUACAUUAUUGCCUCCUCGGGGCUACACGGUCUGUGGAGUUUCUGGAUCCUGCGGCAACUGGGUUGACGGUUUCUCAGUUAUCAUCACUCGAUGGUAA
Pestalotiopsis fici W106-1 is the source of this 2343-nucleotide messenger RNA. RefSeq lists its product as uncharacterized. Gene Ontology annotation, cellular component: cytoplasm. NCBI's taxonomy places the organism in Eukaryota, Fungi, Ascomycota, Sordariomycetes, Amphisphaeriales, Sporocadaceae. The record is from RefSeq and is a predicted model, not a curated record. The transcript is spliced from 4 exons. Bases 1 to 2343 code for a protein of 780 amino acids.